Messenger RNA from Adineta steineri, 822 nucleotides. NCBI's taxonomy places the organism in Eukaryota, Metazoa, Rotifera, Eurotatoria, Adinetida, Adinetidae. The record is from the annotation of a GenBank genome assembly.
AUGCAUCGAUCUCAUAAUAAUCUUGAUACAUAUCAUAAUCGUACUUUAUCUUUACAUAAACCUGGUGUCGUACCAUAUUCAUCUCAAAAUCAUUCUCCAAUAACAUCAAAUCGUCAUAAAUAUGAAUUGAAACAAAAAAUUUGGCCAAAACAAAGCAUGGAAUCAUGGUUUUCAAAUCAUUCACUUGAUGAUCGUCGUGCUGUGUUCAGUUUUCUUAAUACUCUCUAUGAUAAAGAUGAAGAUCGUUCUCAAAAGGAAGAUCGAAUAGGUUUUAGACGACGUCAAAAAUCAACUGGUUCUCAACUUCCUAGUCGAGUAAGUACGUCUUUAGGACGUUUAUCAAAUCAUUCAUCACAACGACGAUCAUCAUCAUCAAGUAAUCAGGGACAUGAAAGUCGAGCAUCGAAACAUGAUCUUGGAGAAGUCCUUGAAUCAUUAGAAAGUUUUCGUCCUUCAUCACCGGUUCAUGAAAAAGGUAUUCAAACAUCUGCAACUCCAACAACAGUUCCAUUACCUAAUGUUAAUGAAAUAAAAAAUGAUCGUAAAACAGAAAAAUAUUCAAAACGUUCAGUAACAUCAUUAGAUAAAUUUACUGAAACAGUUCAACCUCAAAAUACAACUGAUAAUAAUUUAUCGAAUAUAAAUAAUGCUGAUGAAAAUAAUAAAGUAAAUCGACGUUAUUUAUCUCAAACAUGGCGUGUAAUAAAUCCUCGUGAAGAUAUGGUACCAAAUGUUCGUCCUGAAAAUAAUCGAUCAUCUUUUUUUAAUUAUACAAAAAAAGUUUAUCCAGAAUAUUUUUUUAUUCAUCCUGAUUGGUAUUGA